UUGACUUGUGCAUACAAAACUUUUCAGUAAAACAAAUUAGAGAAUAUAUCUAUAAUACAUGAAUAAAACUCAUCUCAGAUGAAGAACGUAAACACAAUGUGACUGAUCAUUCUGGACCCAAGCAUUUAAAUGUAAUAUGCAAAAAGCAUGCAUAAAUAGUUGUGACCAGGAGUAAAUAUUUACUAAAAAAAUUAACUGUGCUGAUAUUCUCAUUGUCUGCAACAUGUGACUUGUGAGAGUUUGAGGAACUGACAUUCAGCCCUUUUAUAGCAGUUUGAAGAUUGAAAUGUUAUCGUGGUUCAUCCAUUAGACUCAGUAUCUACAGUUCUAAGACACUGAAAGCAUUAGGAGAUUUUUAGUAGAUUUAUGACACAUUUCUGCUGUGGCUUUUUGGAUCUGUGGAGUGUUUUUAUCUCCUACUGGUGAAAAAUGUUUCACACAUUCAUUUUCCUCUGUUUGUGGCAUCUGAUUGAUGGAGUAAAGAUAGUGUCAGUGACAGAGGGAGAUUCUGUCACUCUACACACUGAUGUUGUUGAUACUGAGAUGCCAAGAAGUUUUUUAUAUCAAAUAGAAUGGAGGUGGUUACAACCUGAACAUACUCGCAUAGCUACAGUCUUUUGGCGUAAUAGUGUUACGUAUCAUAUUACAUAUUAUGAUGAGAGAUUCAGAGGCAGAGUACAGGUAGACAGUCAGACUGGAUCUCUGACCAUCAGAAACAUCAGAAGCACAGACUCUGGACUUUAUCGAAUGCAGAGUCCAUUCACAAGAGAAUCAUUCACUGUUACUGUAUAUGCUCGUCUUCCCAUUCCUGUCAUCACCAGAUCAUCACAGCAGAAAUGUUCACUGCUGUGUUCAGUGUUGAAUGUGAGUGAUGUGACUCUCUCCUGGUACAAAGGAAACAGUUUAUUGUCCAGCAUCAGUGUGUCUGAUCUCAACAUCAGUCUCUCUCUACCUCUGGAGGUGGAAUAUCAGGAUAAAAACACUUACAGUUGUGUGCUCAACAAUCCCAUCAGCAACCGGACGCAACAUCUGAACAUCAGUGAAUUCUGUCAGACAUGUGCAGCUCGUCUUCCCAUUCCUGUCAUCACCAGACACUCUACAUGUUCUUCAUCAUCAGGAUCAUCACAGCAGAAAUGUUCACUGCUGUGUUCAGUGUUGAAUGUGAGUGAUGUGACUCUCUCCUGGUACAAAGGAAACAGUUUAUUGUCCAGCAUCAGUGUGUCUGAUCUCAACAACAGUCUCUCUCUACCUCUGGAGGUGGAAUAUCAGGAUAAAAACACUUACAGUUGUGUGAUCAACAAUCCCAUCAGCAACCAGACGCAACAUCUAAACAUCAGUGAAGUCUGUCAGACAUGUGCAGACUCUGUUCACUGUUGCGGUUUCACUGAAGCUGUGAUUCGAUUGGUCAUCUCUGCUGUGGUGGGCGUGGCUACUGUUAUCAUAGUGGUUUAUGACAUCAGAUCCAGAAGAGCUGAACACAAGCGGAAAACAUCACAGUCAGUCCCUGAAUACUGAUCACUAGGAUUACCCUCUUUCCCUCACAUAAAUCUGGAAGUAUCAGGGAUUUUGUUUUUUGUUUUUUUACAAUUUCUUAUUUAUUUUUUAGACAAUAAUCAAAAGAUUCUUGAAAUCUAAAGUGACGUUUAACAUUACAGAUUCUUCUUUGUUGAAUCUGCUUGUUGUUUAGUCAGGACCAAACUGUCAGUUUGAACUGAUCAUCAGGAACUGAUUCCCAGUAGAUUGUUGAAGGGUUUCCUGAGAUCAUUUCAUGCACUCAAAUGCUGACAUAUUAACUAUCUGUAUAGAAUCUGUAUCUGUGUGAUGAUGAAAAACAGGGACAUUUGGAAUACCCCCCUGAUUAAUCAUUUUGUGGCAAACAAAAUUUAAAUUGACAAAGGUUUGCUACAUUUUGAUUGGAUCUUGGAGUAAUGGCAUAAGCAAACUGUCCAACGCCAUCAGUGAGAAAGUGAGAAAUUCUGCGGUAAAAUUUUAGUGACACUUUCCUAGCUUUUUUGGACUAUGCAAAUAAAUUCCACAGGAGGAAAGAAGGGUGGGCAACCACAUGCUCCCCCACUCUAAUGGAACCAGCGAAUCACAGCACAGAAAUGGAGAAGCGCCAAAUUGCAAUGUACUCCUCAUCAGAAAGGGAUAAAGGAGUCUCAGUCCGGUAAGGGAAGAGACAGAAACAGAUCACCUCCGUACUGAGUCUGCUACCUGUGAAGAAAAGACACAAACAGGACAAUCUCUGUUCUGAGUCUCCGGCCUGCAAAGGUGAGACAAUAGCAGAAACACCAGUUCUGAAUUUGCUGGCCAUCAAGGAAAGGACUGUAACAGAACAACAACGUUCUGAGUCUGAGUUUUGUAAAAGAAGGGACACUAACAGAUCAACCAGUUCUGAGUCAGCGACCCACAAGGGUGAGACAACAACAGAUACCAAGUCCGAGUCACCAUCUUUUGAGGCAGCAACAGAUAUGACCAUGUUCUGAGCCUCCAGCCUGCAAGGAAAGAGAGACUCUAUGUUCAGAGUCUUCGUCCAGCGAGACAACAGAUGCAGCACGAGUCUCCAUCCUAGAGAGACAAAGCGGACUGACCAAGUUCUGAGUCUCUAGCCCAGAGAGGCAGAAGACACAGACAUUUGCAACAAGGUUAAGCUCCGGCGAGCAAACCUACACUUCGGGUACUUUUGCUUGCGUGUUCCAAGCUAAGGACCUUCAGCACCUACUCCAGGGCCACAUCUACGUGUUCCAGAUCUUAAGACCCUUUGGUGCUCCAGGAGAUCAGCAUCCUACAGCGCUUCAUCUUCAA
Messenger RNA from Labeo rohita (rohu), 2805 nucleotides. RefSeq names its product CD48 antigen. The record is from RefSeq and is a predicted model, not a curated record. The coding region runs from base 430 to 1515 and encodes 361 amino acids. The transcript has 5 exons. Lineage: Eukaryota; Metazoa; Chordata; Actinopteri; Cypriniformes; Cyprinidae.